AAGAGCGUAGGAUUUUGUAUAAAGUAGGUCAUGUUUCUCAUAAUAUGAAAUUACCACCCAAAAAUCACAACCGAUCCUCAAUUCUAUGUUUGAAACAUGGCCUCACAAAUCAAGUCGUCCGGUUACAUACCUCGGGACUCUGUUAAGCUUUUCUACGAACGGGAGGGCACUAGUGGAUCUAGGACUAUUUUGUUCAUCCACGGGCUUGGGGGGACCACGAAUGCCUUCCAACCGCUGGUUUCUGGCUUGCAGGAUUUCGACCUAGUUCGCUUCGACUGGGCCGGCCAUGGUCGGAGUUCCGUACCACAGAGUACGAGCAUCGAGUCAUACGUGGCAGACUGUGAGGCUGUCAUUGGCCACUUGGGGUUGAAAGAUAUUCUGGUUGUGAGCCACUCAUUCGGCGGGCUCAUCAGUUUUCAUCUUGCGGCGAAGCGCCCGGAUAUUGUAAAAGGGAUCGUAGCCUUCGGCCCCGUCAGACCGCCUCCGGAGGCUGGCCAGAAAGCACUUUCCAUUCGCUCCGCUACAGUUCGAAGUCGAGGAAUUGGGGCAGUUGCUGACUUGGUAGUGUCAAAUGCAUUCUCACCCAAGUCAUUGCUCAACCGGAAAGGAGAGGUAGCACUAGCCAGAGAAAUGCUCACGAGGCAGGAUCCAGAGGGAUACGCUUUAGCCUUGGAUGCUCUGGCAGGAAGCUCGGCUCCUGCUUGGAAACAAAUCAAGGCUGAUGUUCUCGUUCUAACUGGAGACGAAGACAAGGUAUCUACGGCUACGGCGGGGGCAGAUAUAGUGAAGGAUAUUGGAUCGAACGCCAAGCAGGUAAUUUUCAACGAUACAGGCCAUUGGCAUGUAUUGGAGAAUAUAGAUGAGUCUAUUAAGGCGAUCAUCUCGGUUGUUAAAAGUAUUGCGUAACGUCCUCUAACUUAUAAAUGAUAUAGUUAUCUUAGUUACUGCACGUCUGAGCAUUGGCAGUGGAGAUGUAGAUAGUUACCUAGUUAUAAAACAGAGGUAGUUAUGUUGUUUGA
Molecule: messenger RNA, 1019 nt
Organism: Daldinia decipiens
Lineage: Eukaryota; Fungi; Ascomycota; Sordariomycetes; Xylariales; Hypoxylaceae
Product: alpha/beta-hydrolase
Exons: 2
Coding region: 97-906 (269 amino acids)
Source: RefSeq, a predicted model, not a curated record